Debaryomyces hansenii CBS767 is the source of this 1530-nucleotide messenger RNA. RefSeq names its product protein phosphatase regulator (gene GAC1). Gene Ontology annotation, molecular function: protein phosphatase 1 binding; glycogen binding. Gene Ontology annotation, cellular component: protein phosphatase type 1 complex. NCBI's taxonomy places the organism in Eukaryota, Fungi, Ascomycota, Pichiomycetes, Serinales, Debaryomycetaceae. The coding region runs from base 1 to 1530 and encodes 509 amino acids. Gene Ontology annotation, biological process: regulation of glycogen biosynthetic process. The transcript has a single exon. The record is from RefSeq and is a predicted model, not a curated record.
AUGAGUAAAAUACCCAGUAUUAGUCCCUUGACGGUGACUAAUUUAAUCUCGAAGCAAGCAGACGAGAUCGAAGAUAUUUGUUCAGAUGGUGACACGGAAUCGAGCUUGAGUACCAUCAAAAUGGGCGGCAAGGUGAGCGGUAGUAGUGAAGGCAAAGAUAGUGUAAAGGAGGAUGGAAAGAGAAUAGAUGAACGUCCAGGGUUGCUCCGCAAAAAAUCGGGAGAGUUGAUCAAAUCGUCGCUCAAGUUGAGUGGGUUGUCUAGAAGUUUGUCAGCAUCACAGUUGGGCAGCAAAUCAGUAAGGUUUGCCACACGGUUAGCUAAUGUGAAGAUGUUUGACGGUCAGCAGUCACCCAGCACGGUUUCAACGGCCGAAAACACACCCAUGUCGUCGCCGCAGGCGUUGGACGACUUCAAUUCGAAGGGGUACUUUGACCUAAAGUGGGAGGAUGACGAGGUGAGCGAUAUUACCAGUGACACGUCUUCCGACGAAGAGAUUCAUUUUCAUAGUCCUGCCACCUACAGAAUCGCGCACCUGGACUUCAGGCCCCCUAGAAACAUAUAUGACAAGCAGGAUAUGCCAUGCUACUUGCAAUCGAUCAAGCUCUCGCCCGAAAAGACGGCGUUGGUUGGGUUGAUCAUGGUGAAGAAUUUGGCGUUCGAAAAACGCUUGUCGAUCAAGUUGACGUUCAACGCGUGGCGGUCUGUUCUUAUUAUCAAUAAUAUAUCUUACAGCAAGUCAUUUUCUUCCAUUAACUUUGACCAGUUCAAGUUUGUCAUUCCGUUGGAACACAUGCCUAAGCAACUCGACUUACAAUUUGUCAUCAAGUAUGAAGUUGGCGGAAACAGCUUCUGGGACAAUAACAACCUGAAGAACUAUCACAUCUCAUUACAACCAUUUGAAACCGCAUCAAACACGAAGUUGCACAACUCGUCCUUCAAGAACACUGUUACUCAGUUUGAUGAGUUGGUUACAAAGUUAGUCAAUUAUAGAAAGGCCGAUUGUGCAUUGGACGGUGAUAUAAUUAAUAACGACGAAUAUGUUUAUUCCAAAAAGCCGUUCUCCUCGAAGGCCAAGUCGGACUUUCACAACAGAUAUAACAUCAAUGACAAUUUGAGCGAACCUAGAUCGAAUCCUCAUGAACCAAGAUCAAAUCCGUUUAUUUCCAGCACACCUACAAUCAACAUUGAACCUCCUUCAAAUUCAUCAUCUUCCUCUGGUGGUGCGGUUCCUACAAGACCCCCUCUUAAAAUGUCAUACUCAACGUCGGAUAUUUCCAACGUUAAACCAAAAUAUUCGAAAUCCUACAAGUCGAAACAAUCGGUGCCCCAAGGAAAUGACAGUACUAACUUUAAUUCCCAAUUUUACACUAAUUUAUUACAAAGCUACUGUUUUUACAAUGGCGAUAAAUCUACUUCUUCCCCAUCUUCAAAUUCAUCGAGCACUCCUCAAUUCAAUUCAACUAAUACAAUUCCCCACGCUUCAACUGCGUCCACCCUUCAAUCCUACAGCGAUUCCAUAUAUAUUUAA